AUGGCUGAACAAAGAACAAUGAGCACGGGAGAAGAGAAAGGACCAAAAACUGCUGGAACAUCUUUCAUCGAGGGCGAUAUAUAUAAAACACCUGAAGACUUUGAAAUCAUAGAAGCUAGUGAAAAACUUAAAUUCGAAUAUCCAGUCAGGAAACGUAUCAUGCUAAGAGUUGAGGGAGAAAGAGAUUAUACAGUCUCAGAUGCUUUUGGUAAUAGAGCCUCAGGUAAAUAUGAGGUAUUUGAAAAAGAUGGUACUUUUCAAAAGUAUUUCCUCGAUCUUUUCAAUAAAAGCUUUAGUCCAAAACAUGAAGAAAUGAUUUCCGGACAAGGAUAAAAAAAAUUAAAGGGACACAGAAAUUAAAUCAGGAAGAUGAGAGGAUUGCUGAUGAUAAAAAUGUAGCUUAUGAAUUAAGAGAACAAUCAAGAAAGAAUAAGUGAGAAAAGGCAACGGAUUAAUGUUCUUGAGAAUGAGAGAAAAACUUGAAGAAGGCACUCCACUAAGAGAGAGAGAGAGAGGAUAUCAGGAUAUGAUACUUCGGGAUCCAUUAAGAGAGACACUACAUUCACACAAAACACGAACAAUAGAUGGAAAGGUGUUGCAUUUUUUGGAAUAUUUGUUGGUUAUUCAAGCAAACUUUGUGUGAGCGUCUCUUCACUUUCCAAUAUAGUCAAGAGAUGACCCUCAAAGAGGGAAAGAGAUCAACCAAUUAGGUGAUGAGGCUUCAAGAAGUUUUGUUGGCUUUGAAUAAUGACGUGACCAGGUCACAAGGGAAAUGACAAAGCAUUAUGUGAGGAUAAGAAAAAGGAAUGUGAACGUACACAGAGAUCGGGGAAUUGUCGAGCGAUUAGAUUGAACUUUGUGUGAGCGUCUCUUCGCUUCCCAAUGUAGUCAAGAGACGAACUUCAAAGAGAAAGAGAUCAACCGUGGAGGUGAAGAGGCUUCAAGAAGUUAUGUUGAUUAUUAUGAGGCUUCAGAAAGUUUUUUCGGCUUUGAAUAGUGAAGUGACUAGGUCACAAGAGAAAUGACCAAGCAUGAUGUGAGGAUAAGAAAAGGGAAUGUGAAGGUACACAGAGAUUAGAGAAUUGUCGAGCGACUCAAUUGAACUUUGUGUGAGGGUCUCCUCACUUUCCAAUUUAGUCAAGAGAUGAACUUCAAAGAGGGAAAGAGAUCAACCGUAGAGGUGAAGAGGCUUUAAGAAGUUUUGUUGGCUUUGAACAGUGAAUUGACCAGGUUGAUAGGAAGAAACCUAUCGAUGCAAUCAAAGACAAGUCGCCGGACGCAUAGAGUUCAACCACUUAUUCAAGACCAGUUGGCCUGAAGGAACAGUGACUCGGCUUCUCAAAGAACGUGAGAUAUCACUAUGCUGCUGGUGAGCUGGAAGGUGGCCAGAGGCGAGCCACAGAUCCAAUCUGGUCUCUGAAGGUCUUCAAUAUCGAAAAAUCAUUUGUGAAUAAGGAAGAGCCUGUUCUCUACUACCUGAAGGAUGAAUCAAAGCGUGGUUUCGUCAUAGAGGCGCUUCAGAUUUUUCCUCCUGGAACUGGGUUGCCUUCUAAAAGAAUUCGUUGA
Pocillopora meandrina is the source of this 1566-nucleotide messenger RNA. The record is from the annotation of a GenBank genome assembly. Lineage: Eukaryota; Metazoa; Cnidaria; Anthozoa; Scleractinia; Pocilloporidae.